ACUAUUUCGCCAGCUCGGUCUUUAUUUACUUUUGUGUGGGGCGCGAUUCGUUCAAGAAGAAUUACUAUAAAACUGACAGAGGCAAAGUACUAGACUUUUCGUUUAUAUAAAUGGUUAUAAACUUCGAAAACGCUCACCUUCAGCAACCGGAAAACUCCGAUUUAUCUUUGCACAUAUAAACAAGCAUCCAAUCAGCAACACGGAACUUCUUAUCACAAAACGACGUACCCAUAAACAACAACAACACAACAAAAGAUAGCGCAACAAGCUGUUGGCCCCGCCUAUUCGGAAUUUCUGUGGACGGAGAAAGUCUCGAGGAACCUAAGCUCUGACGUGUCGCUUGCUUACGGGCGAUAGAGGAACGGAACGCAGUAGUGAUGUGCGGAAAUCCGGCUGUGGGAAACGGGACGAGGGCGUUGAUUCUGGUCGGUGGUUACGGCACCCGGCUGCGACCCCUGACCCUCAGCACGCCCAAGCCACUGGUAGAGUUUGCCAACAAGCCGAUCCUGCUGCACCAACUAGAGGCCCUUGUGGACGCGGGAUGUCGCCAGGUCAUUUUAGCCGUCAGCUAUCGGGCUGAGCAAAUGGAAAAGGAGCUGAAAGUGGAGGCUGACAAGCUCGGCGUGGAGCUGAUCUUCUCCCAUGAGACCGAACCGCUGGGAACAGCCGGUCCCUUAGCCCUAGCUAAAAAUAUUCUAGCAGCCAGUUCAGAGCCCUUUUUCGUUCUCAACUCGGACGUCAUCUGCGAUUUUCCCUUUAAGCAACUAGUGCAGUUCCAUCGUAAUCAUGGAAAAGAAGGCACUAUUGUGGUCACAAAGGUCGAAGAGCCCUCAAAAUAUGGAGUUGUGCUGUACGAUGAUUCUGGCUGCAUUAAAAACUUUAUUGAGAAGCCGCAGGAGUUUGUGAGCAACAAGAUCAAUGCCGGCAUUUACAUCUUUAAUCCCUCAGUGCUUGACCGCAUUGAAGUUAAGCCCACAUCAAUAGAGAAAGAGGUGUUUCCGACCAUGGCACUGCAACAACAGCUGUACGCCAUGGAUCUAACUGGAUUCUGGAUGGACAUCGGCCAGCCCAAAGACUUUCUAACUGGCAUGUGCCUUUAUCUCAGCUCGCUGAGGCAGAAACAAUCUCCCAAGCUAUACACAGGAUCUGGAGUGGUGGGAAACGUGUUGGUGGAUCCGACGGCUAAGAUUGGCGAGGGUUGUCGCAUCGGGCCUAAUGUAACCAUUGGACCUGACGUCGUUAUUGAAGAUGGGGUGUGUAUCAAGCGCUCGACAAUCUUAAAGGGCGCCAUCGUUCGCUCACAUUCUUGGCUGGACUCCUGCAUUGUCGGUUGGCGUUCAACUGUUGGUCGUUGGGUUCGCAUCGAGGGCAUCACCGUGCUGGGUGAGGAUGUUAUCGUCAAAGAUGAGCUUUACGUUAAUGGAGGCCAAGUCCUGCCACAUAAAAGUAUUGCUGCCAGUGUCCCAGAGCCACAGAUCAUCAUGUGAGCCGAAGGUGUAUGGAUUAGUGUAAAACAAUAUAGUUUUAUUCAAUUCCGCCGUUUCGGUAUUCUAUAAAGGUGCCUUCUCCUUUAAUGGUCUUACCUACAACUUGAAAAAUUCUCUCGUUAAAGAGAACAUAUGAGAAACAUUUCCAACAAUUAGCUUUGCUAUCUAUUUAAAAACUAAAGCUCAAUAUUCUUCUCUAAUGAAGGUGGAACAUCUGACUUAUAGUCUGAAUAUAAUGCAUUAGCCGAACUAUUUUGUACUUUCAUAAGCGAAGUAUAUUUUUAAUUUUUUAAAUUCUAUGCGUUAGUUAAAUAUACAUACGUAUUUACGAAAAAAUUACAAAAUAUAAGCCAUUUUUAUUUUUAACAUAGGAAAAAAACCUAAAAAUUUAUACCAAUAAUAUUUAUGUUUAAAAAGUUUAUAAACAAUAUAAUUUUGUUGAGGGACAAAGUUUGAUUUUCUGUCGGGUUAUAAUUUCAAUUGUAUUUCAAAUUUGAUAACUCCAUAGUUUGUUAAAGAAUUGGAAAGUAAAAAUAAUAAAGGUAAAAAUAUAAAUUUUAAAUCAUAAAAUAAAUUUUAUUAAGUUUAUGAAUACUUUCCUUUUAAUAAGAAUGAGAAAUACAGAAAAAAUUGAAAAUAUAUACUUUAAAGUUGAGCUUUUUCAUAAUAUGGUACCCGUAGAGUAAAAGGGUAUAUUAAGUUCGUUGGAAAGUAUGAAUUUAUGAAAGAUGAUGGGUGUAGCAAGGACCAGUGUUUGUCAGCUUUGAUUUCUUCUUAUAGCUUGUCGGAUAGCCUGAUAUUUUCUCACCACAGGAGGGUAGAUUUGGUUUUGGUUUUAUGUAUUUAGUUCUUAAUGAAGAGGAUUAUUUACGUAUUGGACAGUCUAAUGCGAAUCAAAGACUAUUGGUUAUCAGUUCACAAGAUUUGUAGGUCAUUCGACAGUCUGUUUGUAUGAACGCUGAGAUCUCGAAAACUACUAAACUAUUGGACAAAUUCGUGAUUAUUGCAUUAAUAUAUAUAAAAAACCUUGGAUUUAAUUUUAGCAUUCUUGAAUUAAAUAAAAACUGUGAAAUUGA
Drosophila biarmipes is the source of this 2563-nucleotide messenger RNA. It is a transcript of the gene Gmppb, whose product is annotated as mannose-1-phosphate guanyltransferase beta. Gene Ontology annotation, biological process: GDP-mannose biosynthetic process; cell wall mannoprotein biosynthetic process. The record is from RefSeq and is a predicted model, not a curated record. Gene Ontology annotation, cellular component: cytoplasm. Gene Ontology annotation, molecular function: mannose-1-phosphate guanylyltransferase (GTP) activity; GTP binding. The transcript is spliced from 4 exons. Lineage: Eukaryota; Metazoa; Arthropoda; Insecta; Diptera; Drosophilidae. The coding region runs from base 378 to 1487 and encodes 369 amino acids.